GCCUGAUCUGUCAGUCCGAUCCAUGGAGACGGAAUAAACCCCGAGCGUUUGACAGAAGGAGAAAUGAAUAAAGAAAUCAAUUCGGAUUCUUUGACAUUGGCGCACUAACCGAGAGGAACCUGGCGCUGUUUAGAUGUGCGGAUGGAAAUGAGAGAGCUGAAAUGUCACGCCCGAGGUGCUGCCAGGAUCAUGAUAAUGAUGAUGAUGGACUGUGAAGGAUCUAAGCAACUAUUCAUGGGAAUAUAUGGAUCAGAAACCAGGCAUUAUAUGGAUUUUAGGAUAAGGAGGUCAUUUGUGGAGUACAUUUAAAAUAAGACAGUCGCUAUUAUUAUUAUUAUUGUUAUUAUUAUUAUUAUUAUUAUUAUUAUUACUGAGAUAAUGAAGGAAUUUAGCGAGCUGUUUUACUGGAUCUAAUCACGGGCUCUUAUCAUAUUUCAUCGGUACUUGUAACGUUAUAAUAUAUCGCAGCGACUAUAUUCUGUAUCAGGCCUGUCGGCGCACCUGUAUGUACGACUGCGUUAUUAUAUUUCCUUUAGAAAUUACUGCGACAAUCGUACCAUUGCAGCAGCAGCAGCAGCAGCAGCAGGGUAUCUGGGUAUCUGGGUAUACAUGCAUCUAUGCAUUUUAAUCCUAUGCAAGAUUAACAAGUUGGGUACAGUGGGUGCUGGGCCAUGAUGAUUGCAUGGCUUCAUUAUGGACCUGUUGCCAGUUCAUAUAUACUACACAGGUAAAUGAAUUACAGGACAGGUAUGUAAACAUAGGUGCCAGGCAAAUUUCAACCAAUCAGCACAAGGUGGCAUUCUAAACAUAUGUUUUUUGGGGGUGUGGCUUUGAAGGAAACAUGAAAGGGAAGGUCUAUAGCGUUAUCCUUCUUAGAAAUUACAGACUUUCCAUUUAAUGAUCAGGCUCAUAUGUACAUUUAUUUUAGAUUGUGGAUCUGACCCAUCUUCAUUGGACUUCAUUGGACUGCUUAAUUUCUGGGAUAGAACCCUGGGGAUUACUUUGAGUGCCCAGUGUGAGGUACAAGAUUAUAUGUCCAACUCCCACACCGCUGACUAGCGGGCUCAGAAAUGGACCCGUAUUCAAGACUGAGUGGUAUGGGUAGUGGGGGUGGAGGCAAUGCUGCCCCACUACCCUGCACUGGAUGUGGAGGUUCGUGUGGGUCACCAGCUUCCUCCACAAACACAAAUCAGACUUCCUGUCUUACUCAUACAGAGAAUGGCAGCAGCUGGAACUCGAGCACUAUCUCCCCUCUGGUUAACUCACCUGAUUCCCAAAUCCACCAGCAUCACGGAGCAUCCAACACUUACUGGACAGCUGUGUUUGACUAUGAAGCAGCGGCAGAGGAGGAGCUCACCCUGAGGCGUGGUGACCUUCUGGAGGUGCUUUCAAAGGACUCUAAGGUUUCCGGAGAUGAAGGAUGGUGGACUGGAAAGAUCAAGGACAAAGUGGGUAUCUUCCCAAGCAACUAUGUGACUCGGAGCGAUACCACUCUACCCCCUGGAGGUGUGCUGGUAGGUGGUCCAUUAGAGAUCGACUUCUCGGAGCUGUACUUGGAUGAGGUGAUUGGAGCAGGAGGCUUUGGGAAGGUGUAUAAAGGUGUAUGGAGGGAUGAGGAGGUGGCUGUCAAAGCGGCCCGCCAGGACCCAGAUGAGGACAUUAGCGAUACGGCGGAGAGUGUAAGGCAAGAGGCCCGACUUUUCUGGAUGCUCAGGCAUCCCAACAUCAUUGCCCUGAAGGGUGUCUGCCUCAAGGAACCCAACCUCUGCUUGGUGAUGGAGUACGCCAGGGGUGGGGCACUAAAUCGAGCACUGGCAGGGAAGAAGGUUCCUCCAAGGGUACUGGUUAACUGGGCAGUGCAGAUUGCUACAGGCAUGGACUACCUGCACAACCAGACCUUUGUGCCUGUGAUCCAUCGGGACCUGAAGUCCAGUAACAUUUUAAUACUGGAACCUUUAGAGUGGGAUGAUCCGAGUGGUAAGACACUAAAGAUUACAGACUUUGGACUGGCACGGGAGUGGCACCGCACCACUAAGAUGAGUGCAGCAGGCACUUAUGCCUGGAUGGCUCCUGAGGUCAUCAAGCUAUCUCGCUUUUCCAAGAGCAGUGACGUGUGGAGUUUUGGGGUGCUGCUGUGGGAGCUGCUGACUAGUGAGGUGCCAUAUCGUGAGAUUGACGCCCUGGCUGUAGCCUAUGGAGUUGCCGUGAAUAAACUGACCCUCCCUAUCCCCUCCACCUGCCCUGAGGCCUUUGCCCAGCUGCUGGAAGAGUGUUGGAGCCCAAAUCCGCACAGCCGUCCCUCUUUUAGUUGUAUACUCCAAAGGCUGCUGGCUAUCGAACAGUCCUCCAUGUUCCAGAUGCCCCUGGAGUCCUUCCAUUCACUGCAAGAGGACUGGAGAUUGGAGAUCCAGCAGAUGUUUGAUGAACUGAGGGCCAAAGAGAAGGAGCUCCGUUCAUGGGAGGAGGCCCUGGCCCGGGCUGCAGAGGAACAGAAGACCCAGGAGGAGCUGCUGAGGAGGCGAGAGCAGGAGUUAGCCGAACGUGAGAUUGACAUUGUGCAGAGAGAGCUAAACAUCAUCAUCCAUCAGAUGUACCAGGAGAAACCACACGUCAAGAAGCGCAAGGGCAACUUUAAGAAGAGCCGCCUUAAACUGGGCAAAGACGGCAACUGCAUCAGUCUGCCCUCUGAUUUUGAGCAUAAAAUCACAGUUCAAGCUUCUCCCAGUGUGGAUAAAAGAAAAAGUCAGAGCAGUGAGAGCACCACUCCACCAGCCAGCCCCAACGUCAUCCCACGCCUCAGGGCCAUCCGCUUGACGCCAAGUGAUGGCAGGAACACAUGGGGCCGUACAGCUGUGUUUAAGAAGGAGGACCUGGCAGGGACUAAAAAGAAGGGCCGUACCUGGGGUCCCAGCUCUACCCACCAGAAGGAACGUGUUGGAGGAGAAGAAAGGUUAAAAUCACUUGGUGAGGGAAAGGUGUGGUCAUCCAGUGCUCCUAAUUUGGGCAAGUCCCCCAAACACAUCCCUAUAACUGGUGGCUUUUCCAGUCUCAAUGAAAUGGAGGAACAGUCUGAGACAGACGAGCGAUUGAGUCUGGAGAGCAGUAGUAACGGGGCAACAGAAGAUGGGGGCCAAACAGGGACAGCUGUGGGACCUGGUGUGGGUUCCCAGGAUCCUUUGCGGCGCUGCAAUCAGAGGAAAAAGAGUGACAUGGUGCUGCUGGGGUGUGCCUCCUUAUUGGCUGCUGUAGGUUUUGGAUCAGACCUGCUGCAGCUAGGACGAAUGCAGGUCAAUCAAGACGAGCAGGAUGCACGUGAUGACCAGAAGAAGAAGAAGGAGGGUCUGUUCCAGCGAACAGGCCGUUUCCGUCGCAGCACAUCUCCUCCGAGUCGGACACUAUCCCUCUCCUCCCACAACCGGCAUCAUCAUGAACCUGCCCUGCCCUGCCUCGACCCGUCUCCAACCGUUACACUCCUGUCACUCUCCUCUUUCUCUGACUGCAACUCCACCAAAUCCCUGUUGCCCUCAGACCCAGACGAUAUGCUCCCGAGCCCAGCUGCCUCAGGGCCCAGUCCUGCACCAGCUCUAAACCCCUUGCUGGACCUGCGGGCAGAGAGCUUCAAGCGGGAGCCUAAUCAGUCACUCACACCCACUCAUGUUUCUGCCGCCAUGGCUGUGAAUCGCGGGCAUAGACGCACACCGUCGGAUGGAGCCAUCCGACCCCGGACACAGGCGGCGAUGGGACACAGACGCUCACCCUCAGAUGGCAGCAUGCCCAUUCCUCUGACUAAUUCCACAAAUGCAGCUCAUACAGGUUCAUGUGAUACUCUUGAUAUCCCCCGUCUACCAGACCCAUCCACAGUCUACCCUGCAGUGCAUCGUCGUAAACCUCCUCCUCCUCCUCCUCCUCCUCCUCCUGUAGAAUCCCAGACUGGGACACUUGAGCGUCCCAAGACGUUGGAAUUUGCCCCUCGUCCUCGUCCCACCCCAGUCCGGGCACGUCCUGAUCCAUGGAAGCUGUCUUCACUGUCCCGGACUCUCAGUUCAUCCCCUGGAAGCAGCUGUGACAGUCCACUAAACUCUGGGGACAGCGGGGUCAGUGCUGGUGCCACCACCGGCUGCCAGACUCUGCUGGAUAUUGACAUGGAGGGGCAGAGCCAGGACAGUACGGUGCCCCUUUGCGGAGAGCAACACCCACUGUGCGGGGAGAGCUAUUCAUAAAACACACCAAACCAUGGCUUACCAUGGCUUACUGGGUUUGGUCAGCACCUUCCAGAGACAAAAAAUGAGCCACAAAGUCUCAAUGAGACCAAAAUGGAAGAUAUCAACAAAACCAGUGCUACACCAUAACAGGGAGCAGAUGAAAGACAAAUGUCAUUCGGAGGGCUACGUCAUUUUUCAUAAGAAUUGCAGUAAACCACAGUCUCAGCGAUGUAACAGUUUUAUAAGGUCCAUAAAAUAAAGGUCAAUCAUACUGCUUGCAUUAUUUCCCUUA
This is a messenger RNA of Trichomycterus rosablanca, 4494 nucleotides long. RefSeq names its product mitogen-activated protein kinase kinase kinase 10 (gene map3k10). The transcript is spliced from 13 exons. Gene Ontology annotation, molecular function: ATP binding; protein binding; MAP kinase kinase kinase activity. The record is from RefSeq and is a predicted model, not a curated record. Lineage: Eukaryota; Metazoa; Chordata; Actinopteri; Siluriformes; Trichomycteridae. Bases 1071 to 4220 code for a protein of 1049 amino acids. Gene Ontology annotation, cellular component: cytoplasm. Gene Ontology annotation, biological process: protein phosphorylation; signal transduction.